CCGCGGCCGCCGCCGCCGCCGCCCGAGCCUCGCGCCGCUCGCCAGUCUCCACUCCACUCCACUCCGAGGCGCGUGGCGGUCGCGCAACGCCUCAGCCGCUGGGUCCAUAACAACACUUUUACUCGAUUUAAAUUCGCAAACCGUGCCCGCGCGGAACUGUCACUUUCGCUCCAGAUCCCCGACCGAUCCCAAUUAUGAUAACAUUGUGAUUCUAACCAGUGAAGUGCGCCCUUAAGCUGAUCUCGGCUACAUCCCAAGAUCUCAAAAUGCCCCAAUGGGCUAGCGCGGAGGGCGGAGGUUCCGAAGCAGAGUCGCCGGUGCAGAUGACGUGUUAUGAAGACGAAUCCUCCGAGUAUUAUGAGAACAAGCCCGACAUAGCUGACAUGAACAUAGAACAAGCUGGUGAGUUUUACGACAGCGGAAGCGGCAGCGAUGAGGUGGUGGUCCGGCGGGGCUGCCGCACUCGGCGGGCGGCGGCCGGCUCCUCCUCAUCCGGCGCUUCUGCGGGCUCCGGCACCGGCCGCCGCCGGCGAUGCGGGGUCUCCGCCCGGGAACGGAAUCUACGACGGUUGGAGAGCAAUGAACGGGAACGCAUGCGAAUGCAUUCACUCAACCGAGCUUUCGAGGACCUGCGGCGGGUAAUUCCUCACGUGAAGAAAGACAACAGAAGCCUAUCCAAAAUAGAAACCUUGACUCUUGCCAAAAAUUACGUUAAGGCUCUCACAAACGCCAUUUGCUCUAUGAGAGGCGAGGUGCCUCGUUACAAUUUCGACAGUGCAGAUGAAAACGUAGAGCCAGUUUUCGUGUUGAGCCGCGACGAGCAGAACAACAACGGGCCGACGGACGAGGCCGAAGAGACGGCGUCGAGCGUCCGGCCCCUCUGACCCCGCGGCCUGAC
Molecule: messenger RNA, 898 nt
Organism: Cydia amplana
Lineage: Eukaryota; Metazoa; Arthropoda; Insecta; Lepidoptera; Tortricidae
Gene: dimm
Product: protein dimmed
Exons: 5
Coding region: 267-884 (205 amino acids)
Biological process (GO): positive regulation of transcription by RNA polymerase II; axon development; sensory organ development
Cellular component (GO): nucleus
Molecular function (GO): DNA-binding transcription factor activity, RNA polymerase II-specific; protein dimerization activity; E-box binding
Source: RefSeq, a predicted model, not a curated record